GCGACGGUGAAACAUCGACACUGAAACAUUAAAAGACCCGCCGAACCCAGCUCGAGUCGGUGCUUCUGGCAUCGUUGUGCGGACAUUUUUGCAUAAAAAGGUGAAUCUUUGUGGUGGCCUAGUGCGUUAUCGACGGUACGAAUUGUCCUCUAUCCAACGUCAUCGUGAAGCGACAGAAUUCUUCUUUCUAGUGGUGCUAAAUUGAUAGUAAUCGUGCGUGGUACCGCGGCUCCAAACGACGUAGAAUAUAGACUAGCACAGCACUGAGCGAGGCUCUGUUGCGGAUCGCCAUUUUGAAGUGUGGUGUCGAACGCCGUCGAGGCGCAUAUUUGAAGGAGGAAAUUUUUCGCGGACAAAACGAACUAAAAGGCUCGCUUUUGGGGCAAAUUUGGUGUCUGUAUCGAGUAAGUGAUUGAUCGAAGAUAUUGCGAUAGACCCGGACCGUAGAUUUCCGUGGCUCAGUACAUUAUGGCGCACCAGACCAAACCGGUUAACUUAGUGUUCCAGGAUGCAAAACCAGGUCAAAUAUUUCAUGUUGUAAACACGGCCGCUGGCGCACGUACCGCCCUUCCCGCAGGUGUCACGACCAUGAAGACGAUCGUUAGCAAGGAUCUGGCAUCCUCCGGCUCGGCCAAUCUCGGACAGGAUUCGAUGGGAGCUGUAACCAGCCACUCAGGAAUCGUUGCCACCGCUGGCACUACUGCCACGGCCGUCAUCAGUGGACAGAGUUUCACCAUGCCUGUCGUACGUAAACUUUCGCCUGGACAAAAAUUAAUCACCGUUCCGAAGCAUAAACUCAUUCUCCCAACAUCUGCUACCAACAAAACCGUCAAUGGCAAAGCAGUGGUUAUAUCACCAAAGCUGUAUAAGGUGAUUUCUACGUCCUCACAACAGCCUGUUAGCAGAAAUCUCACAUUCGCCGCUCCCGCAAACGCUCCCAUCCAGAAUACGGUCACGGCCAUCCCAACAAAUUCCGUCACCUUGGGUUCGGUGGGUGCCACCAUUGCUAUACCUUCCACCUCGGCGAUAUCGCAGUCGUCGUUCACGUUACCGACCAGCUCAAACAAUGCCGUCCGGUACAGCACCAACAAUGCUAAAGCGCCUGUGGUGACCACCGUCGCCAACAACUCCGCACACGCAACGAGCAGCGAUGUGGUCAGUGUUGGCAACCGGGUCAUCAUUGCUUCAGCCCCUGCUGGAGAGAGUGGUGGUGGCGGUGGUAGCGAAGCUUCGAUCCAAUCGGUAUCGUCCUCAUCACCGUCGUCCUCGACGACGACGACGGUAACGUCGAAGAAAUUGCAGCAACCCAGCAGCCACAGCAACAAUCAGCAGCACCAACAUUCGUACAGCAAAAAAACAUCUCCGAGCCAGAUCCAUACACCGGCGUCCCGAAGACGAAAGACGGACAAGGCGGGACGCGGUCUGCGCCAUUUCUCGAUGAAGGUGUGCGAAAAGGUGAAGGCGAAGGGCACCACCACGUACAACGAGGUGGCCAACGAGUUGGUAGCGGAAGAAACUCAAAACCAUCACCCAGGAGUUGAUCCGGCUACGUACGAUCAGAAAAACAUCCGGCGGCGGGUGUACGAUGCACUUAACGUGCUAAUGGCCAUGAAGAUCAUCUCGAAGGAGAAGAAGGAAAUUCGUUGGCACGGUUUGCCUUCUACUAACACCCAGCAAGAGUGCGAGGAGUUGGAAAAAGAAAACGAGAAGGCACGCCGUCAGAUUGAGGUAAAGGAGCAGCAAUUCAGGGAUUUGGUUCAGCAGCAUGUCGCACUGAAGUCACUAAUCGCACGCAACAAGGCGAAUGAGGAGCGCGGCCUGGUGCCGAAUCCAAGUUCCGCCGUGCAGUUGCCAUUUAUUAUUGUGAAUACGGACCGGAAAACAAACAUAAAUUGCAGCAUUUCCAACGAUAAAUCCGAAUAUUCGUUUAAAUUUGAAGAUACCUUUGAGAUCCACGAUGAUUUGGAAAUUUUAAAACGCAUGGGGCUUUCGCUAGGUUUAGAUAGAGGGCAAUGCUCGGAGACGGACAUUAUUAAGAUCAAGUCGAUGGUUCCUAAAUCUGUGGAAAAGUACAUCGACGGUAAGCAGUUUGAAAAGGAACGAAUGUAA
Anopheles coustani is the source of this 2109-nucleotide messenger RNA. It is a transcript of the gene Dp, whose product is annotated as transcription factor Dp. Gene Ontology annotation, molecular function: RNA polymerase II transcription regulatory region sequence-specific DNA binding; DNA-binding transcription factor activity, RNA polymerase II-specific. Gene Ontology annotation, biological process: regulation of transcription by RNA polymerase II; regulation of cell cycle. Bases 469 to 2109 code for a protein of 546 amino acids. NCBI's taxonomy places the organism in Eukaryota, Metazoa, Arthropoda, Insecta, Diptera, Culicidae. Gene Ontology annotation, cellular component: transcription regulator complex; nucleus. The record is from RefSeq and is a predicted model, not a curated record. The transcript is spliced from 7 exons.